AUGGAACAAGACGGUACUUAUAAACCCAAGACAUGGGCUGCCAUUCAUAAUGCCACUUAUCCAGCAGAAGGAGCCGGUAACCAGACUUUUGACAAUCGAAUUCUUAUUGGUGUUGGACUUGGUCUUCCUUAUGUCUUCAAGUACUAUCUUGGCUUAUCCUGGUUUUCUUAUAUUGUGUUGACCAUCUUGUUUGCUCUUCCUGUUCUUGCAUCUGUCAUUUACUUGUACAGUCGAUUUGCUCCUCGUUAUCGUAACCGUAUCCGUCUCCCUGGUAAACCUUUGGAAGAAUAUAUGACCAUCCAUGACCCAGAACUUAAACAACAAUACAAUGGCCACAAUAAGAUUCCUAUGGAAACAUUCUUUGAAGCUUACUUUGAAGGCAAGAUUGAUAUCAAGGGUGAUAUUUUGGAAGUAUUCGAAUUACGCCAUGACUGGGCUGCUUUCCAAUUCACAUUUGGACAAUUCAAGUUCUUUUUAACUCAAUGGAUUCCUGAAACUUUCUGGCACAGUCGUGAUCAAGAUGAAAAUCAGGUACGUGACCAUUAUGAUCGUGGUAAUGAUUUCUAUGAAGCCUUCUUGGGUCCUCUUAUGGUAUACACUUCUGGUAUUAUCUCUGAUGCCACCAAGCGUGAAACUUUGGAACAAAUGCAAGAAAACAAGAUGGAUUUGAUUUGUAACAAGAUUCAUUUGAAAAAAGGUGAAAAACAUUUGGAUAUUGGCUGUGGUUGGGGUACUUUGACUGCAUAUGCUUCUAAACACUAUGGCUCUGAUUCUACUGGUGUGACUUUGGCUAAAAAUCAAACUGAAUUCGGUAACAAACGCUGUGAAGAAUGGGGUGUGAAGGACACUGCUCGUAUCAAUUGUAUGGAUUACCGUGAUAUUCCCUCCAAUGUGACUUAUGAUAAGAUCACUUGUGUUGAAAUGGCUGAACAUGUUGGUCUUCGUCGUUUCCCUCAAUUCCUUCAUGAGGUGCGUGAAUUGUUGGAUGAUGAUGGUUUGUUCUAUAUGCAAGUCGCUGGUUUACGUGCUACAUGGCAAUAUGAAGAUUUUAUUUGGGGUCUCUUUAUGGCUCGUUACAUUUUCCCUGGUGCUGAUGCUUCCACUCCUCUUUACUGGUACAUUAAGCAACUGGAAACUGCUGGUUUCGAAAUUCAAAACGUUGAUACUGUUGGUGUACAUUACUCUUCUACAUUGGAAAAAUGGUACUUGAACUGGAUGAAGAAUCGUGAUGAUAUCCGAGCUAAAUAUGGUGACAAGAUUACUCGUGUUUGGGACAUCUUCCUUGCUUGGUCUACUAUCAUCUCUCGUCAAGGUAGUGCUACUUGUUUCCAAAUUGUUGCUAACAAGAACCGCAAUUCCUUUGAUCGUGCUGCUCUUAUCAAUAACCGUACUAACCCAUCUGCAUGGAAGUCUCAAAAUGAAUAGUUAUUCCUUAUUUUGCAUAGUUCAUGUUAUUAUUUACUUUUUGAUUUUUUUUAUUUAUAUAUGUACACUUUUAUUCCAAGUAUAAGCAAAUAAACAAAUU
Halteromyces radiatus is the source of this 1525-nucleotide messenger RNA. RefSeq names its product Mycolic acid cyclopropane synthetase-domain-containing protein. The transcript has 2 exons. The coding region runs from base 1 to 1425 and encodes 474 amino acids. Lineage: Eukaryota; Fungi; Mucoromycota; Mucoromycetes; Mucorales; Cunninghamellaceae. The record is from RefSeq and is a predicted model, not a curated record. Gene Ontology annotation, biological process: cellular response to biotic stimulus.